AUGAAGUCACUCUUUUCAAUUCUCGCGGCAUGCACACUCGUUCAAGUACAUGCACUUCAACAUGUACACCCUCGCCAUUUGAGUACUGCUUUGAACAAAGCCAGCCUCCCCGGUUUCAUCCCCGUGUUCUUUGACGAUUUCUCCGGGACUCCCGGAUCACUACCCUCAUCCUCCAACUGGCUGUUCUCGCUCGGGACACAGUACCCAGGCGGCGCGCCGAACUGGGGGAAUAACGAGCACGAAAACUACACCCAGUCUCGCGACAAUAUCCACAUCACUCAAGAGCAGAACCUGGAGAUUAUCCCACGCCUUGAGAAUGGACUGUGGACCUCGGCCAGGAUCGAGACGCAAGAUUCCUCUUUUGCCGCCGCCCCAGGGGGGAGGCUUCUGAUUGAAGCCCGCAUCAAACUCGGGGAUGCGCCAUUGGAGCAGCAGCAGGGCAUAUGGCCGGCAUUCUGGACACUGGGGUCGAGAUUCCGGGGCAAUUAUAGCAAUUGGCCAAUGGUGACUGAAUGGGAUAUUUUGGAAGUUGUGAGCGGGCAGUCGACCAUGUUCUCCACGAUUCAUUGCGGUUACGCUCCGGGAGGACCUUGUAAUGAAUAUGAUGGACUUGGAAAUGGCGGCGUUUCAUUCUCUAGGGGUACCUUUCAUUCUGUUGGGUUUUUGGUGGAUCGGAGUAUGUGUGGCGGGGGCAAGAAUGGCACUUGGCAGGAUGAGACGCUGAAUUGGUAUCUGGACGGCGAGAAGGUUUUCAAUGUCACGGGCGCGACGGUUGGGGAUGAGGAGACUUGGUCUUUGCUAGCGCAUGAGGAACAUUACUUGCUUUUGAAUGUUGCAGUAGGUGGAAAUUGGCCCGGCCCCCCAAAUAAUGCUACCAUUGAUGGGCGAUCUGUUGGCAUGGAGGUUGAGCAUGUCGGUGUUUACAACUCAAUUUAG
Messenger RNA from Lachnellula hyalina, 936 nucleotides. RefSeq names its product Glucan endo-1,3-beta-glucosidase. The coding region runs from base 1 to 936 and encodes 311 amino acids. The record is from RefSeq and is a predicted model, not a curated record. Gene Ontology annotation, biological process: carbohydrate metabolic process. Gene Ontology annotation, molecular function: hydrolase activity, hydrolyzing O-glycosyl compounds. Lineage: Eukaryota; Fungi; Ascomycota; Leotiomycetes; Helotiales; Lachnaceae. The transcript is spliced from 2 exons.